ACGGCAUCGCCAGCAGCGCUGAUCACACACAGCCUCCGCUGCUUUCGUUUAGUGUACCUCGUGUGGACUUGUCUCGUAACCUGCCGUUAGCACCAUGUUCAAGCUGGCUCUGUUCGCCGCCCUGCUGGCCGUGGCCUGCGCCGCUCCCGGCGGUCUGACCGGCCACAUCGUCGACCACGGCCUCGGCCACAUCCACGCCCCGAACGUGGUGAGCCACAGCCACGGCAACCACGUGGCCGUGAUCGCCCAACCGGUGGCCCACGCCCCGGUCCACGCCGCCGUUGUCCACUCGGCUCCGCUGGUCCACCACGAGCCCCUGAUCGCCCACCACGCUCCCAUCAUCGCCCACCACGAGCCCCUGAUCCCCCACCACCAGCCCCUCGCUCCCCACGUCCACACCGCUCCCAUCGUCACCAAGACCGUCCUCCCCGGCCACGACCACUACAUCCCCGUCCACUCUCAUGGCCAUUUCGGUCUGCAUUAGGCCCCAACGCCAGCCUAGCCGCCCAAAAGAGACAACUUCAAACGGACAACUAUAAUCACGAGUCACACGCACCACGCGGAUCAUCCUCUCGGCCGUCUUCGCUGCCGCGCUCGUCGAGUCGCAGGCCAGGAGAGGCGACCGCCUUUUCUACUUUUCGACGCGCCAGAAGAAUAAUCUGACAAUCUAACAAUAUGAGUUGACGAAUUUAAUUUCUCCACCCUCGUCGUCCGAUUCCGCGCUCAUUCAACCUACCUGCUCCCCGAUAUCAGCCCUCCCCCGAUAACUCACUCAUUCCUCCCCCUUCCAAAUUACCCCCGAAAUUAUUCAAUAAAUUUUCAACUCGUACUCGUA
Messenger RNA from Nasonia vitripennis (jewel wasp), 835 nucleotides. RefSeq names its product histidine-rich glycoprotein-like. The transcript has 2 exons. Lineage: Eukaryota; Metazoa; Arthropoda; Insecta; Hymenoptera; Pteromalidae. The coding region runs from base 95 to 484 and encodes 129 amino acids. The record is from RefSeq and is a predicted model, not a curated record.